AUGCUCUCUUUUCAUAAUGUUUGCUCAGUACCGAGCUCCUUCUGGCUCUCAGGCAUCCCAGGGCUGGAGUCCCUGCACAUCUGGCUCUCCAUUCCCUUUUGCUCCAUGUAUCUGCUGGCAGUGGUGGGAAAUGUCACCAUUCUGGCCAUGGUAAGGGUGGAGCGUAGCCUGCACCAGCCCAUGUAUUUCUUCCUGUGCAUGUUGGCCGUCAUUGACCUGGUUCUAUCCACUUCGACCAUGCCCAAACUGCUGGGAAUCUUCUGGUUUGGUGCUGGUGACAUUGGCCUGGAUGCCUGCUUGGCCCAAAUGUUUCUCAUUCACUGUUUUGCUACUGUUGAGUCAGGCAUCUUCCUUGCCAUGGCUUUUGACCGUUAUGUGGCCAUCUGUGACCCCCUACGUCAUACCACCGUGCUCACCAAUGCAGUGGUGGGACGUUUGGGGCUGGCUGCCCUCCUCCGGGGCAUAUUCUACAUUGGACCCCUGCCUCUGAUGAUCCGUCUGCGGCUGCCCCUUUACAAAGCCCAUAUCAUCUCCCACUCUUAUUGUGAGCAUAUGGCUGUGGUCACCUUGGCAUGUGGUGACAGCAGGGUCAACAAUGUUUAUGGGCUGACCAUUGGCUUUCUGGUGCUGGUCCUGGAUUCAAUGGCCAUUGCUGCCUCCUAUGUGAUGAUUUUCAGGGCUGUGAUGGGGCUGGCAACUCCUGAGGCCAGGCUUAAAACCUUGGGGACAUGUGGUUCACACAUCUGUGCCAUCCUGAUCUUCUAUGUCCCCAUUGCUGUUUCUUCCCUCAUUCAUCGAUUUGGUCACCAGGUGCCUCCUCCAAUCCAUACCCUGCUGGCCAACUUCUAUCUCCUCAUUCCUCCAAUCCUCAAUCCUAUUGUCUACGCUGUGCGCACCAAGCAAAUUCGAGAAAGGCUUCUCCAAAUCCUGAAGAUAGUAAAGUAAGAUCAGAUGA
Messenger RNA from Talpa occidentalis (Iberian mole), 955 nucleotides. RefSeq names its product olfactory receptor 52M1. The transcript has a single exon. Gene Ontology annotation, molecular function: olfactory receptor activity; G protein-coupled receptor activity. The record is from RefSeq and is a predicted model, not a curated record. Bases 1 to 945 code for a protein of 314 amino acids. Gene Ontology annotation, biological process: G protein-coupled receptor signaling pathway. NCBI's taxonomy places the organism in Eukaryota, Metazoa, Chordata, Mammalia, Eulipotyphla, Talpidae. Gene Ontology annotation, cellular component: membrane.